CUGGGUAGCCUUUUUUAUGCAUCAAAAAAGGUCAACAGCCCGUGGUCAUUGAAAUGCUCUUUAUAUUCUUUAUCUUUGGAAUCCUCGCAACAGGAAAGGGAAAAAUGACUUAAUGUAGCUUUAAUAACUGAGACAUACUGAAAGGAUUCUUUUCCAAAACUGCUUCUUGGCUCCUUUAGUGACGAAACCAAGCUGUAAUUUGAGAACAGAUACCUCUUCUAAAGCAUAUCAUUAGCCAGAAAGCAGAGCACUGCAUUAGCAGUCCAGAUGUAGACACAGUGCAGUAGCAAACAGCACUACACAGACAGCAAGCACUCUCAGCACAGACUUGCUAUGUUCCUCCUGCUACUUCCAAAAGAAGACAUAACAGAUUGAUAUGUUUACAUAUGAGCCCUUCUCCAUCUUCCCAGUGUCUCUCUUCCACAUUGAAAGCAGACAAUAUUUUGUCUGCACAGCUAGGAAGACUUGAUCCAGACCGUUCCUGCACAUUACAGACUCACAAGCACCUGGAUGUACCGAAAGACAAUUUGUCACUCUAUAAUGCAAAUCUCAUCAGCUUGUGGAAUAUAAAGUGUGGAUCCAACAGCCAAGAAGGAUUUUUGGACUGGUUUAUUACUUAGGAGAAGGAGAGAUCAUUUUAUAGGUUCAGAACACACUGAAGACUAUCUCGUUUCACGAUGACAGGACUUAACCUUUUCUGGUUUGGGAUUCUUUUCAGCCUGUGCAAUGCUUACUAUGAUGGACCUCUCUACCCUGAAAUGUCCAAUGGGAGUCUCCACCAUUACUUUGUUCCCGAUGGAGACUAUGAGGAGAACGAUGACCCUGAAAAAUGCCAGAUGUUAUUCAAGGUGACAGAUGAGAGGGCCUGUGCUUAUGGGGAUGGCGCACCUCUCUCACUAAAGGAUGAAUUUAUAAUCAUUAAAAGGCAAAUUGAGGAUGCACAGAGGGUUAUUGAGAGCAUCGGGAAGAGCAUAUCGUAUGACCUUGAUGGAGAAGACAGCUAUGGAAAGUAUCUAGGAAGGGAAUCUUCUCAGAUCAGUGAAUCCUUCAGCAACUCAGACAAGUCUCUGUCAGAGCUGGAAGUUAAGUUUCAACAGAGCCAGGACAAUGAGAGAAAUGAAAUCAAGGGGUUAAACGAUAACUUUAUCGCUAUGAUGAUUCACACAAGAGCUGUGCUCAAAGAAACAAUAGAUAUCUCUUCAGGACUGAGGGAUAGAUAUGAACUGCUUUCUUUAACCAUUAGAAGUCAUGGUACUAGACUAAGCAGAAUGAAAAAUGAGUAUUUAAAGGUUUGACACCUUUUAUUUUCAAUCUACCUAAGUGCAAUUUAUGCAAAUCAUCCUUGUAGAUUUUCAUGUACAGGAGAACUUUCCCAUGUUAAUGAGUGUGUACAAAACCAGGUACAUGGAAUGCCCUUGCUGUGCCAGUAGGUACAGAGUAACCGUUCUGCGGUUCUACUAAAUGACUGUGCCAUGGGGAAGUUAAAUGCAUUGGAAACCAUUGAAUGCAUUGUUUUUAAUAUUUAAAUAGCUACACUCUGUCAACAUUUUGGUUGAUUCUUAAAUUGUUUUUAACCUAUUGACUGCUGUGGGGUCCAUGAAUCGACUUGCUUUACAUAUUCCACAUGCAAUUAAUGGGUUAACACUAUUUACAGAGAACAUAUCAUUUUGUCUUAAAACCAGUAUUGUGAUUUAACACACUCAUGGACAUAGUGAUGCAAUGUACACCAGGGUAUAUUAUUUAUUUUAUUGAAUUGCUGCAUCCUUCUAAAAUGACUAUUUUGUACAUACUAAGUAUAUUGCUAUAAAUCAGUUUUGAGCGUAUGUCUUUUUAACUCCUAACAUACAUAUAUGCUUACACUGCUAGAGUUUAAAACCUCAUUUAAUAUAAAUUGAAAAAAUAUAUGACAUUUAAAAGUUAUACCUGAUGUUGCCUGAACUAUAUUUUUUAAACUUCAGAUUUUAUUUUUUGAAGAAUUGAGAAGGUAUAAGUUUUAUAUUAAGUAGCUAAAAUAUUACCAUAUCAGAUAGUGAUAACAGUAUAAAAAGUUAUAAAUAAGAAAACAGUUGUAAAUAUGAAUAUACUUUAAUCAUUUGACAAGGGAAUGGCAAAUUUCAGUCUUAACCAGACAAGCUGAUGAAUUGUUCAGAUGGAUUUUUUUCUUCAUUAUUUUGAACAAAAAUUUGCAAUUCCCUAGUCAAUUUUCUCGAAUUCCUGGUUUCCUGUCGUAGUUAAGACAUGUCUUAAACAUGGACAGUCUUUGUUCAAUCAAAUGAAUGACACAGAGCAAAACUAUGAAGUUAAUCCUUGGAGAAGGUCCUCCAAGGUAUGAAUGAUGAGUAAAGCACUUUCGAAAACCUCACAAUUAAAAAAAAAUAUUAUGGGGGUGAUCAGUGCCCUCUUAGAAUAUCUGAUGGGAAGAAACGGUGUAUUCACUAGAGUGGUUUUGGCGAAAAACUGACAAGGAAAGUGCAAGUUGUAUGGUACAGAACUGAGCUGGACAAGUAACUAAGUGAUUUUUAUCCAUGAAUAUUAUGGCAUAAAAUCUUAAAUUUUCUUUUUUUUCAGUUCACUUAAUCCCAAAUUAAGUCUGUAAACCACAAAGGGGUUAACAGACAAUGUUGUUGUUUUUUUUCAAUUGUGCAAUGUGUUAAGCUAGAGAUUUAUAAAGAAUGAGAUGAUAGACAGAGAGACACACAGACACAAUUUUUAAAAUAAUUUUUUGAGCUGUUCAUAAACCAGAUACUCAUGCUACAAUUAGGAGCGGUUUAUUUAGGAAUCUCUGGUUUAAAUGUAGUAUCUGAUACCUGAUCCUCACACCCUGGGAUUAGUAUAGCGUUUUUCACCCAUUGCAUUUGACAAGUAUUUUUUAAGAAGGUUACCAUAUUGCAUAAUGCGUAUUCGUAAGAAGUUCAUAUAUUCCACUUUUAUUGGCUAUUAAAGAAAGUAAGUAAGUCAUAAACUUUAUACAACCACAUGAGUCAUUUACAAUAGAUUACUGUCUGUUAGGGAUUGCCGACAGGAACAUUGGGGAGUCUUAUCCCGCAGUUUAUAGACUCUAUGAGAUUUCAAAAUGUGAUGCCGUCUGACUUGGUUUUUUAAAGUGUCCUCUUUAUAGAGGAAAUAUAUGUGGCUGAGAGUGAUAAGAGUGAAUGUACAGUCAGAGCUCUCAUGCAGCAAAUACAAGAAAACAAAUUCGGUGAGAAGAGAAGGUGUUUGACAAUGUGAAACCACCAUAGCUGUUAAUCUGCAACUCCCAUUAGUCACAGCCAUGCAAGCAGUGGCAGAGGGUAAUAGUAGUUGAGUUUUUUGGCACAAUAUGUUGCUGAAGAUCCGUCCCUGGGUAUAACGGUAUCUUUAUUAGCCUUUUUCCAAGAGUGAUGUGUCAAAUGUGCUUCCACGAUUGUUACUGUUUGCUGUUCCUUUUUGUACAACCAAACUAGUUUCAUCUGUUCAACGUGACUCCCCAUUGACACACUUGGGUUUUGUCAAAGUUUGAAUCUGAGUUGCAGGGAUUUCACUCCAAUCUUUGUAUCGCAGGCUGAAUGAGCAGCUUAAACUCAUGCUGACUGAUGUGGAGAAUUGAGCUAAACAUUGUUUAAAAGGGUACUCAAAGCACUUGAAGCAGCCGGUUAUUGUGGUUAUUGUUCCGGGAGUUCCCUGGCACCAUCUCACCAAAACCUGUCAAACCAUUUCAGCAUGACUGAAGACUUAGUCUUAGAUACUUGGGUAUCCAUAUUGAUUCUGGUUUAAUAAAGCAAUAGUAGCCAAUGUCAAUUUUGUGCAAGAUGGUACUCAUUGAUUGGCUGAGAUUGUAAGCUGAGCACUAUCAGCCAGUAAACAAUUUCCUAUCUUGCACUAAAUCCACAUCAGGUUUCUACAGCUCAAGAAAACAGGAAGCAGCUAAAACAGUUCAGCAGGUUAUGGCGAGGCAGUGUCAGCACAUUCCAGGCACCAUAACCAGGACCAUCGUCUGUAAUAUAGGGGUAUCAAUGUAGUACAGCAGUGGUUGGGCUACAAACCCUAAAAUGUUCAUCCUUCCAAUAGAUGGCUGAGUAUUUUCAGAAAGGUCAAACACCCCUGAUCUAUCAAAGUCACUUUUGCAAUUACUUGCACUUACUUAAAGGAACACUAUAUGGUCAGGAACACAAACAUGUAUUCCUGACCCUAUAGUGUUAAAACCACCAUCUAGCCCCCCUGGGCCCCUCAUGCCUCCCUAAAUAUAGCAAAAUUGUACUUGUAUUCAAGCCUGAAGCUGUAGCUUUGCAUACUGUUAGACUCAGCCUCAGAAAAACAAGCUGUCUGCUGACAUCAUCAGAAGUGGUGGCCUGAUUCAAUCACAGUGCUUCUCCAUAGGAUUGGCUGAGACUGACAAGGAGGCAAAUCAGGGGCAGAGCCAGCACAAUUCAAACACAGCCCUGGCCAAUCAGCAUCUCCUCAUAGAGAGGAAUUGAAUCAAUAAAUCUCUAUAAGGAAAGUUCAGUGUCUGCAUGCAGACGGAGGAGACACUAAAUGUUUGGAUGCAUUUUAGGCAUCCAUGACCCAGGAAGGAUCUCUAACAGCCAUCAAAGGAGUGGCCAGUGAAGUUAUCACUAGGCUGUAAUGUAAACACUGCAUUUUCUCUGAAAAGACAGUGUUUACAGCAAAAAGCCUAAAGGUAAUGAUUCUACUCACCAGAACAAAUUCAAUAAGCUGUAGUUGUCCUGGUGACUAUAGUGUCCCUUUAAGGGUGCACAACCCAUUUACAUGUAUUCACACUCAUAUUUCUAUAAAGAAUGUUGUCCUUAAAGGAAACUGUAGUGGUUAUGGUUUAAGUUGUCAAACUGUUUUAGAGCCACUCCCCACCUCCACUAACGCUAAUGGUGGGCUUGAAGCUCUUUGUGUGAGUUAAGCCCUGUAGGACUUGCAGGACCUUCAAGCUCGUCAAUAGUGGAGAUGUGGAGCUGAACUUGGUGAAUCCCAAGUAAGAAGUCAAAGCAUUCUAAAAUGCUUCUACUUAUAAUGAGGGUGCCAGGCCACUCCUGGCUCCAUAACCACCACAGCACGCUAUAGCAGCUAUGAUGUCUGGGAUGUUCCUUAAAAAUAUAUUUAAGAAAAAUAAUGCAUCAUGCUUAAAGUUAUAUAUUAUAUAUAAAACUUAAUUUAACCCGUUUGUAUUGAAAAAGAAUUAAGUUGUUAUAUUAUGUACUUGUACAGAAUUUACACCAACAACGUGUUAUUAAAUUCUUCAUAUAUUGUAUUUCCUACGAUGCACAUGUCCCUGAAGUUAGUUUUUAUUCUCAUUGAGACCAAUGAUUCCGUCCCCUUUUUGCCUCCCUUUCAUUCUGUUGGUAGACAAUGACAUUGACAAUGACCCCUGAGGACUGGCAGAGAAUUCUAAAAAAAAAAUUACUUUUACAUCAGCUAUUUGACUAAGUAUGGGCACUAAAAUGCCUUGUGCUAGUGUGAAUUCUGUGAAGUUUGCAAAGAUCACAAAAGGUGGCAUCAUUCUCUUGGUGUGCAGCAACCCGCAGGGGUACAGCUGAAAGUAGAUACUCACAAUCUGUUAAACUGCCCUAUUCCCACAAUCAUUGCUAGCGACAGUUGUGGACACUGACAAAAUGCAAUGCCUUUUGUAAAGUUGUGUUAACCUGGGGUAUGUCUAUAAGGCAAAGUAGUCACUACUUUGCCUAAUGAUAACUUUUGACUAUGUUGGAAUUUCCAUGAAAUCCCACUGCAGUCAUCAUCAGUAAUUCCGAAAGAUCAGAUCUGUCUUUAUGGAAUACUCAUAAUCAACAGCACCAUGACAUUUUAUCUUCCUUUCUCUGGCCUAACUGUUAGCCCAGAAGGUACUGGGGUGUGGAAUAAUUGAUGGUCUUCAACGAGUAAUGCAGAGCAGAACCACGUGAGAAGGAAGGAGAAGAUCUGUCCCAAUAGUUCCUGCACUUUAUGACUUGUAAAUUGAAGUUAUCACCAAAAUCUCUUUUCCAGCUAAAGACAGUAAAUGUCUAAAAACAUAGAAAGAAAUUUCCCAUGGACAUUGAAAGAGUGUAAAGGCAGCCUCGGAUGAAACCUCAAUCUCAAGGUAACUAGAAUUAAUAGCAUGAUAUAGUUCCUUAUUAGUAACUGUUCUCAUUUCCAGGGUCUGUUCAGUAAAUUACACUUUUUUGUUUUCCAAGUGUUCAUUUAUUUUUGUCCUACUCACAUUACUGUAAACAUCUCUAAAAUUGUCUAAAAUGUCUAAAUUGUGUAAAUUAGUCUUGAAUGUAACUUCAGUAUCAAAUUCUAAUGGAAGUGAGAGUGAUUUAAACUUAGCGGGAACUGAAAUCAGCAGAUAGACAACUAGCUAGGCUCAAAGCAAGUUCUUUAACCACUUUUUUUUUAACUGAGUUACUGAACAAACACCUUAGAAGUAAAAAGUUAUGCAAAAGCACCAAUAAUAUUCUUUUGAUUUUGGCUGCCUUGAGUCUAUGGUUUUAUUGGAGACUACAUUUACAAUGUUUCCAUGUCUUAGUAAAACCUUAUAUCACUUUCAAGCAGAGGAUUAUUUAAAAUAUAAAAAAGAAUCAUUGUGAAAAGAUGAAAAAAAUUACAUCUGUUCUGUCGCUGAAUUCUGAUUCCACUGACGCAUGCUGUCUACAUAAAUCUAUGGUGGUCAGAUUGUGACUCCCCAGCUGUUGUUGAAUUAUAACUCACAGUAGUACCAAAGCUGAUGGGGUUAUUUUUUCAACUAAAGCUUGAGAGACCUAAUGUGUCUAACCUUGUUGUAAAUCAUAAACUGUCCGGUUUCACUUUAUUUCUACUUUUGCUGGCUUGAGUAUUAUGACUGUAUUUGUUAUUAAAGACAAAGGCAAAAGUGUUGGAAGUGUUAAAAAAAAUCCAGGUCCGACUAAUUCAUCAAUGUGUUAGAUCAAAAAAGUUGUUUCUUACAAAGACUGACUGUAAGGUCAUCAAAUAGUGUAAGGGCAUGACCACAGCAUGAGUUAUUCACAAUAAAAAUUACAAUGAUAAUAAUUUAUCUGGUAAUUAAUCUGACUGUUUUCUUAUAGUGGAAAAUUACAACAUAAUUAAGUAUAUUAAUAUAAUGAAAAAUUGCAUUUUACUUGCCGUUGAGAUGUGUAGAGGUACAAAAAGGACUAUACUGUUUACCAUUUGCUUACUUAUCAGUGACUCUUCAGAGAAUAUCAUUCUUAAAGUUCUCCUAUUGUCUUCCCUUGAAUGAGGAUACCUCUUGACCUUCUGACUAGCUCAUGGAAUUUCUGUUUCUAUAUUGACGUUCCAUGAUCUUUAAAAACAUUUUGUACAGAACCCAUCAAGCCUGUAAAGUCUGUAGGUCAUACUGUAUAAAAUUAAUUAAAUAAGGUGUGGUCCCUCUUAAUUUAAGCUACUGAAUCGCAUAUGGCCUUUGCAGUAGUCAGUUGGAGGACACACGCACAGGUACGCAGAAAGAGAAGCUUGUUAUGUUUCAUUAUAAGAUGUUAAGAUUCUGUUCUGGUGCUAAUUGGCCCACUAUGAUAUCAAUGUAUCUGUGAAUAGUGCGUGAACCCCGAAUCUCUUGAAAUCAGUAGAUGAUUGAUUGAAUAAUUAGUGCCUAAAUCACUCCAGGAAAGCUACCUAUCUAAUUAUACCAAAUGUGUCAAAAAAUGUUCCAUCAGAGUUUCACUACAAAGUGAUCCACUACCGGCUGUGAUAAUUCUAAGUGCAUAUAUGCUGUUGGUACACGAGCUAUUUUUGGAUGUGCUUUAAGAAAACAUCUUUAAAUAAACAAUAAGUCUUGUGCAAAUACAAAAGAGGAUUAAAUGAGUAGGAUAUAUUUAAGACUUAUUGAUAAGGCUGACUACUGAUCUCGAAAUAUCAGAAACUCAAUAGCCCUUAUGUAACCUUUCAAUACAUAGGGUGACCUGGAUAAAAAUAACCUCAAGCAGGUAAGUGUGAAUAACUGGCGACCCAUAACUUGUGGUAUGGCCUGUUUAUAGUAACACAUUUGUUUUUUAGAAGGGUUACUCCAAGCACCAUGAUGUGUGUGCAGGGUCUUGCUUUAAAAUAUUGCACGUAAGGAACUUAACCUCUUUGCUACGGGAGGGCAGCAUUGUAGGGCCGUCAUUAGUAUGUCAGGCUGGCUUAUGUUGGUUUUGUGCAUAUCCCUAAGCACUGAAUUGCAUGCAUUGGCUGAGAGUGGUUACUUGGUGCUAUCAGCCAAUGGAUGGUGUUCAGGAUCGACUACCAGCUUCUGUAGUUCUGCAAAAGCUGGAUGGCAUCACUGGUGACCAAGGUAAAAGGGCAAACCAUUGCAAAACAGUUUGCUCCAUUAUUGGGAAAUGAGGCAUUACAGUGGGCUGUAGUGGUUAUGAUGCUUGGAGUAACCCUUUAAUAGGACAGUGGCUAAGAACAUUCCCCCUACAGAGCUUGUUAGCAGCAUGAUGAUGUACUGGGUAUUUUGUCAGGCAUGAUAGUGCUUCCAUAAUUGGAAAUAAGAUACAAAUUAAUCACCUCCAUAGUUUACACCUCAAGAAAUGACAAUCACAACAGAACAGUUUAUCCUCCUAACUAUUCAAAGGGCCUUCCUUGCACAAUAAUGGAUUGCCUCCUAAAAGUAUCCUUAGGGAAACACUGUUUAUAAUUAUUGCCUAAAGCUACAUUGCUAAAUCCUCCAGUUAUGAUGUAAAAAAGAAAACACACUUUUGUUAAACAGUUAUAUUUUCUCUAGUCCACCAAGGUGUUAUGUUGUAAAGUGUUGAGCAGAGGGUCCACAAAAGCCACUUUCCAGGAAUGGUUAUUUAAUAUUUGUACUCUAGAAUAAUUAGUAUUACAUCAUCUACAUGUAAAAUCAUUAUUGCCAAUUGCACAAAGGAGGUUUUUUUUUCUAUUUAUAGCAGCAUGCAUUUGAUCAAUGCCAUUACCAAGGAUGCCAUUGGAUGAACAGCUCAACUUCAGAUAAAUCAAUUCAUAGCUGUCACGGCCCCCGGCUCGCCGCCAUGUGCGUCCGUGCCCAACCGGCACGACAGCACCAACUCACUGAGCUUACCUGCUUAGCGGCGACCCGGGAACCGUUCCUCCACGCCACUCGGGGAAAUCCAAGAUGGCGGCGACCCUGAGGUCGCGUCCAUCUAUGGCUCCAUCCCCAUAAAUUAUACGAACGUGCGCGUGACAUCACAACAUCAACGCAUGCGCACGUUCUGGGGUCAGAGGUCACCCUCUGACCAAUCAGAGCCUAGAGAGGGAUAUUUAAAUCCCUAAUUCACCCCAGUACCUUGCCCUGUCGUGGUUUCCUGCUCCUGGUUCCCUAGAGUGCGUUUAUCUUUGUAAAUAUUACUUCCUGGUAUCCUGAUCUUGGCUUUUCCCUGGUUAUUUCGAAUUCUGGUUCUCCUGACUUGGCUUGUUUAAAUGGUAUCUGAGUAUUUCUGGCUUCCUUGACCUCGGCUUUCCCUUUGACCAUUCUCUAUCUCUAGCGUAUUAGUCCUUUCCUUUUGUAUGUAUAUGUUUACAUAGUUUCUGCGUGUUGGACCACACUAGCAGCCGUGACAAUAGCAUUUGUAUGCAAAAUAACCAUUGAAUUAUAACUGUGCAAUGCCUGGCUUCUUAGAUGGUAUUUAAGAGUGUGUCUGGAGGUAGUUACAAUACCUCAAGCUAUCAGAAUAAGGUGGGUGUCUUCUAAAGAGAAUUACUCACAAUUACUACUUAAAGACCUCAUAUGCUGAAGAAGCAAGGGCCACUGCAAAGGAUAUAUUUUUUUUUUACACAUCUACUAGUAUAAAAUGAAAUCCUGUUCCAAUAAUUACAUUUCCUUCAAAGUAAUGCAUGUCGGUCACAGGUUCAAAUCCCAGCAGGUAUGACUCAGUCCAUCAUCCUUUGAGGUAGAUAAAAUGAGUACCAUUAAACUGAGUAACAAACCCUGGAUGUUUAGCAGGACGUACUUAAAAACCAAAGUAAUCUGAACGUACCUUUCCUGGCUAGAUACUUUAUUAUUAUUAUUAUUCAGAAGCUAUUCUAACUCGUUUGGGGAUUAUACUGAUUGGGAGGGCAGGGGGCUACAAAAUCAGCCAAUCACUGGUAGAAAUAAAAGUCCCCUCAACAAACCCCCUCAGAAACCGACCACUUUUCUUGAGGACCUAAAAUGCAGACAGAAGACCUGCUAGUUCGUGUCUGAGUUUUGGGUUUUCAUUCAUAUUUACAGAGUUAGAAAAAAAAAAAAUUACACUAAACAACAAAAUUGUACAUCAUGGUGUCUAAAAGUUCAGACAGUCUAUAAACCCCUUAGAUGAGUGAAAAUACUCAUAAGAGAAGGCAUAGAGCGAAAAAAAAAGUAAUAAAAUAAAAAGUGUCUGUAGAAGUUAUUUGCCAUCUAUAUGUAAUGUAAUCAGUUUCGGUAACAUUUGGUUGCUAUAUUAUGUUGUAUCCAAGUACUUUGAUGUAUAAACACUUUAAGAUGAGCAAUGCUAAAUCAUUCGAGAAGGCAGCAAUAUCAGUGAUAUAAAUCAGUCUAGUAGUAAUUACAUUGUAAGAAACAAAGGAUACUUAGAUGGCUUAGAGACGUUUAAUUAUUUCCCUCCUGUUUUCCCAUGCAUUUAUUUUAGUUAUAAAGACAAUUUUGGAAACAACGUAGUUAAAGAAACUGCUAGAUCUUACCUUAGCUUAACAUAUGAUUUAAACAAAUAUAUUUUAAAAAAUCACUAAUAAGGUAAUACAGUUUUUAUUUUUAACAGAAGGUAAACUUUCAAAUACAUUUUGAAAAAAAAAAUAUUUUAAAGGUUUAAAAAUAUUAAAUAAUUUGAACAGCUUAUCCAAAAAUAUAAAAUAUAAAAAGCCAAUAUUGGUUUUAAAUAAGAUAUAUUUAAAUGUGCCCAUGAAUCCCUGGCCCAAGCAGUACACGGCAUUCAACUAUUCUAGUCACACUUUAAGUAGGACAGUUAAUGGACUUAUUUAACCAAUUACUGUUAACGGGUGUAGUCCCAGAAGAUUGGAAAUUAGUGAAUGUUGUGCCAAUUCACAAGAAAGGUAUUAGGAAGGAGUCGGGCAACUAUAGGGCAGUAAGCCUUACUUCAGUAGUGGGGAAAGUAAUGGAAACCAUGUUAAAGGAUAGGAUUGUUGAACAUCUAAAAUCACAUUGAUUUCAAGAUCAGAGACAACAUGGGUUUACUUGAGAGAGAUCAUGCCAAACUAAGGUUUUUUGAUUGGGUAACUAAAAUAAUAGAUCAGGGUGGUGCAGUAGACAUUGCUUACCUAGAUUUCGGUAAGGCUUUUUACAUGAUUGCACAUAGAAGACGCAUCAAUAAACUGGAGAUAAGGUGAUUGCGCACACAUUGGUAAAUGGUUGUCCUGUUUUUAGUGUACAAUUCCAAGGUUCUGUAAAUAUAAAAAAACAACAUAGGGCAACAUGUUUCAACACAGUAAAUACAAUAAUAAACUUGGAACACUCCAAAUACUCCAAAUAUACUCUUCCCUCUUUCAAAAUGGUGAUUGUAAUGAACUUUCUUAACGAACACUGUUCCUAUGUGGAAACACAUGAACAUUGCCUUCUGAUUGGCAAGAACUUGGAAAACAGGCAUAGAUGCACAAGCUCAUGACCGCCGGAUACAUGACGGACGCAACCGGAAGUGAAAAGUACAUGUGAACGACCGCUAUAUGGAAUAGACAUGCGGCCAUGUUGGGAAGGUCGUGCACAUUUCCAUCUAAGAUAUAACCUCACCGGCCAUGUUGGGUGAGGCGGAACCGCUCUGGAAAUGCUCUGGAUACGCUCCCUAUAUGGAGAAAGGGUGGGGCUGUGUAAUGAACAACCACCUGUUAAUUGCUUUAAUCAUUUUUACCUAUAUAAGAGUAUUUGCUCAUAUGCUGCACUACAUGCACCUGAGGAAGACCUAUUUUAAAAGGUCAAAACGCGCUGUGCUUUUUUAUUUUAUGCUGUCAAAUAAAAGUAUUUACCUUUUAUCUAUCUGGUUCCUGAUUUACUGCACAGAGGAAUUUCAACCCCUUCUGGGGGACCUGACCAUACAUCUAUAUCUACAUCUGAUUGAUGUACCUGCUGUUACAGUUUAGAGCCAACUCAUAUGGGCUCCAAAUAUUUGGAGUAUUCCAAGUUUAUUAUUGUAUUUACUGUAUUGAUACAUAUUGCCCUAUGUUGUUUUUUUUUAAUAUUUAUAGAACCUUGAGAUUGCACACUAAAAGCAAGAAAACCAUUUAGCAAUCUGUGCGCAAUCACCUUAUCUCCAGUUUUAUUCUUUGUAUGUAAGUGUUAUUGUGUUAUUUAGUGACUAAAGACUUGGGUGAUUGUUUGCUGCACUGGGUUUUAUUUCCGAUAUUUUAUUAAAUUUUAGUGCCACCUUUUCUCUGUUUUUCUGUAUCAAUAAACUGCUAUAUUUAAGUUUGGAUUCCAAUAUUGUUGAAUGGGUAAGGCGGUGGCUGAGUGAGAGGAAACAGAGGGUUGUAGUCAAUGGAGUGUAUUCGAAGCAUGGUCUUGUCACCAGUGGGGUACCUCAGGGAUCUGUACUUGGACCCAUUGUCUUUAAUAUUUAUAUUAGUGAUAUUGCAGAAGGUCUUGAUGGUAAAACGUGUAUUUUUGCUGAUGAUACAAAGAUUUGCAAAAGGAAUGAUGUUCCAGGAGGGAUAAGCCAAAUUGUAAAUGGUUUAGGUAAACUAGAAAAAUGAUCAGAGUUGUGGAAACUGACAUUUAAUGUGGAUAAGUGCAAGAUAAUGCAUCUUGGACCUAAAAACCUAAGGGCAGAGUAUAAAAUAUUUGAUACCCUACUUACCUCAACAUCUGAAGAAAGAGAUUUAGGGGUAAUUAUUUUAGAUUACUUAAAAGCUAGGCAGACAAUGUAACAGAGCAACAGGAAAUGCUAGCAGAAUGCUUGGUUGUAUAGGGAGAGGUAUUAGCAGUAGAAAGAGGGAAGUGCUCAUGCCAUUGUACAGAACACUGGUGAGACCUCACUUGGAGUAUUGUACACAGUACUGGAGACCGUAUCUUCAGAAGGAUAUUGAUACCUUAGAGAGAUUUCAGAGAAGGGCUACUAAACUGGUUCAUGGAUUGCGGGAUAAAACUUACCAGGAAAGGUUAAAGGAUCUUAACAUGUAUAGCUUGGAGGAAAGACGAGACAGGGGGGAUAUGAUAGAAACAUUUAAAUAUAUAAAGGGAAUCAACACAGUAAAGGAGGAGACUAUAUUUAAAAGAAGAAAAACUACCACAACAAGAGGACAUAGUCUUAAAUUAGAGGGACAAAGGUUUAAAAAUAAUAUCAGGAAGUAUUACUUUACUGAGAGGGUAGUGGAUGCAUGGAAUAGCCUUCCAGCUGAAGUGGUAGAGGUUAACACAGUAAAGGAGUUUAAGCAUGCGUGGGAUAGGCAUAAGGCUAUCCUAACUAUAAGAGAAGGCCAGGGACUAAUGAAAGUAUUUAGAAAUUUGGGCAGACUAGAUGGGCUGAAUGGUUCUUAUCUGCUGUCACAUUCUAUGUUUCUACAGUCCUGAAUUGAGAAGUACUAUCUCAAAACAAUUUAACAGAUAAUAAUCUAUCAAGUUAGUAGAAUGUGCUCAGAAACGUUUGAGCGUCAAAAGUGAAGAUGGACAAUGUCACCAUCACCAAAAAGACAUAGAGAAAAAAACGAUCACCUCAAUAUUGUCACAAAAAUGUAUGUUGUAUUGCAUUACCCUAAUGUCGUAUAUCCAGCAUUCUAUAUAACCCUAGUCCUAAGACAAACCGUAACUCUAAACGAGUAUUACAGAGUGUACCUACCUAUGUGCCUACCUUAUAGCUUUAACCCCUUAAGGACACAUGACAUGUGUGACAUGUCAUGAUUCCCUUUUAUUCCAGAAGUUUGGUCCUUAAGGGGUUAAAGCUGUAUUACUGGACUGUACCAUUUAUAUGGGGAAUAAUGGAAGGUGAACUAUGCAUGUCUCUGUAGAAUAUGUAUUUGCCAGUGUUAUUCUUACUUUGGAAUGUGAUGAAAUAUCACGCAGAGUGCAUUUCAAUGUGAAUCAUAAGUGAAAAUAUUUAUAUUAUGGAAAUAUUAUUAUAAUAUCACUGGGUGCUUAGAUUAAAGUAUGCGGUUAUCAUCUUUAUAUUAGUUCUGUAACAUUCAGUAAGUUUGGCUUGAUAUAAAAAUAACUGUGAUAGAAUAACUUCAAAUUAGUUAAACAGAAACAAUAUCAAACCAACGAGGCACACAGAAAAAAAAGGGGGAAAAAAAAACCCUUUGUAAAACGCAAAAUGUAUUGCACAAGUUUGCUUCUGGCUGAGAGAUAAUAUUUGGGGUUUUGCUGUGUUAUAAUAUAUAAUGGUAAGAUAGUCACAACUCCGUGUCAAACAGAAUUAAAGCCAACUCAGCCGCACCUCACUCCUUAGCGCCAGUGUCCACAGAAAUCUUUAAAGACAGGAAAGAUAGGACUUAAAGUAUGCCGUAUUGCCAUGCCUUAGAAAGGUAGAGUUCCUUCAUGCUGGAGAUCAUUGAGAUACAAUACCAAGUACAAUAUAUUGGCCUCUGACAAGUAGGAAAGGGAAGAUUCUGAUUUAUGCUGGAAUACCAGCGUAGGGGAGCAAAUGCCCAAAUGCCCUAGAACCCACUUCACCUGUGGGUUCCAUACAUUUAGCAAUUCAGUAUCCGCUAAAGAGGUGUGAGUGAGAACUGUAAUAUUACAUGAAUACAGUAUAAAGAUGACAUGAGGAGAUGGGAUUGGGGGCCAUAUAUCGCCAUAGAGAGAGAGUAUAAUGUCUACAUCUGAAGUCAAUAAAGUUACGUUCACUGCCUGGAAUACGGCGUAGCUCUCCGGUACAGUCAGAUGCAGGGCUGGGAUGUGCAUUGUCCAUUGAUAUAUGAACCCCUUUAUUAUUUAUAUAUUUAUUUAUUUAUCUAUAAAAUAUUUUACCAGGAAAGAUACACUGAGAUUUCUCUUGUUUUCAAGUAUGUCCUGGGUUCAAUUCAUUAAUAGAUUGUUACUGUUACACUAACCCAUUUCCCUUCGAUUACUGGAACAAUCUUAUCAAGACCAUUGUGGCUCAUCCACAAAACAAGUCCAUGUUCUAACAAAGUCUCUCAAUAUCCAACCCAUUUGGGGCUGAUCAAAAAUGUACUAUUAUAAGCACUGUUUACUGAUGAAUGGGAACAUAGAGAAAGAUAUGACCAGAGACAAGAGAUAGACAAUAUACGAUGGACAUUCAGUGUGUAGCAGGCAUCAUAAUGCUGUUUGUUCCUAGCAGCCCAGAUACAUUGUUUAAGAACUACUUAGCAAAACAUAGAUUGAAAUAAAUGGAUAAAAUUUCAGAUUCAGUAGAUUUGGAGAUUUUUUUGUAGCUUUACCAUUUAACCUAACUUUUCAUGCAAUUCAAGCAAAUCUUUAGUACAUGGAACCUUAUAGCUAACUAACGAAUUGGGAAUAAUCUGAUCCAUUCAAUCAGGUCUGGGAGUUUCCAUUAUUUGAAAAAUACCAAAGAUAAAGAGACGUUGUAACACAUUUAUUCCCCAGUUACAUAAUUAGAGAACACCAGUCAUGUAGGAAUUUAAAGGGGAUUGACACUUUUCUGGAAUUUGUACCAUUGAAUAAAACAUUAAAAGAUACACAUAAUUUGUGUUAACCAUUUUUAAUGAAAUGCUCUUUUUCUUCAAAUAAAAAAGUAGCAAAUUACAUUAUAAUCGAGUUCAGACAAGGCAAAGCCAGGGCAAGUUGGAUUGUGACAAUUUCCAUAUCUUUAAUAUAUAAUGAAAAGAAAAUGUUACAUUAUAUUCAUAGGUUAAAACAUGUUACAGGAGAUUUCCAAUGUUUUAAUAUUAUUAUAAGGAGUCAUUGAAAAAAUGAUAGAGAAGCAAUACGUAUAUUAUUUUAUCUAUACAUAUCCUAGUGAUUUCAUUAGCACGAUGUCAAAAUUAAACCUGCGUGCCUAUCUGAAGAAUAAGCUUUGCCUUCCACUAAAUAAACGCGCGUCCGCUUUAAAUCAGUAAAUAUUAGAACAAAGGAUUUUACAGUUGCAGACAGCUGGGGAUUCUCAUUUGACAAGUGAUUUAAUGGAACAUUAAAGAAAUGUCACGCUCAAUAUGGAAUUUACACUUAGACCAUUCUACAGCUCACUGAGUUACUGACACUAUCCAGGAAAAGAAAGGGAAGGUUUUACAUCCCUGGAAAUAAAAGGACCGAGAUAAAAGUGUGACCCAGCACUACAAUAAAGUAAUCUCAUGCAGGUUCUUUAAUUCUAAUAACUUGAAUACAUUCAGCUAAGCAAUCUCGAAUGUGGCUUGUUUCUAAACGCCUAAUGACUAGUUCAGCAUAAUAUAUACCUAUACUAUUUUAAUGAGCUAUUAAUUAUUUUUAAAUCUUGAUUUACUCUGUGAGAAGCCAGUAUAGUUGAACCAGAACACAUAAUGUGCUACCACUAAGCAGGGUUAUUUCCGAAAGUGAGAUUUCAAAGGGAAUUUCCUAUUUAAAUGCCAGAGUUGCUGAUCUGAAAGCAUAGCUGAUUUAGACAAUUUUUAGAGUAUUUUAACCUUAAAUUUGAAAUUCCCUUUGAUACUCACUUUAGUUAAUAACCACAUAGGAAUUGUGGAAUCCUUAACAUAUGUCCCAGGCUGUCUGCGAUUAACAGGAGUUAGAACCCUGAGGCACUGCUAUGACUGGCAGUAGCUCUCAUGAAAGGGUUACUCCAGUCAUUAUAAUCACUUCAGCCUGCUAUGGUGGCACUGCUAUGGUGGUUAUGAUACCAGGAGCACCCUGGCCCAGUUUACUUUAAUGGGGAAAACCGUUUGCCCCUUAUCUGGGCCCCCCACAUCCCUGGGCUCAAAGGAUCCCUGUUGGUCUGGUGACAAACACCCAGCUCCUGCAGAGCCACAGAAGCUGGAAGCUGUAGUCUGGUGAUGUGCUUCUAUUUCUGGGCUGGCCGAAGACCACCUAAUGACCAUGCUGGAGGUAGCCCUACAGCUCUGGCAGCAGAGGGGUUACACUUAUAAUCAAACACUGCACAUACAGAUUUGAGGCACCAUGACCACUUCAAAUCACUGGUGGUGCUUGCCAUGACCAUUACAUUUUUCCCUUUUUCAUUAAUAAUAUACUGUGAAAGGUGCAAGAGAAAGAGUAAUAGUCUGUCUUUUUCUCUCCAGCCCUAGUCUAAACAUAUACUAUGGAACAUGCUCUGAUUUACCCAGGACUCUAUCAAAGUAAUAAUAACAAACUCUCUGCUUUUCCAGAAAAUUAAAAACAAUGUAUUGAGCAUAAGCCAAUAUGAAUGUUGUGAAUCUCCCCAUGCACAACAAAAAGAGCUCCUCUCUCCAAUCUUUAGAGACGUUAGGAUGGUGGUAAUUGGAUGACUUAUUUAUCUUAUAUUUAUACCUUUAAAAACAUCAUUGCUUUUUACUUUCUGCAUUUUUCACAUUUUGUUUUACUAUCAUUAUGUUCAAUUUCUACUGUGUUGAGAAUGCUUAGCUUGUUGGUUGUGAAUACAAACUUGGAGAACAAACUGUAAACCACAAACGCACAGUAGGAAUUGGGCUUUGGCCCUUACAUGAGACAUGUUUUGAUGCUUACAUGACAGUCCCCCUCAUGAGUGAUCUUUCAGACGUUUCUGUGACUUGAUCUAACUUGUAGGUGAUGUUUCUAUUAAGCUAGGAUUAGUUAGAAAAAAAAAAAAGAGUUUUCACAGAAUGUACCUGUCAGAGCGCCAAACAAAGGCUGUUUUAUGUUUUACAUCUGUUCGGUUUGCAGAACUGACUGACAGGUCUUUAUUCUUCUAACACUCACCGAAGGUUAAGUCACUAAACUCUGCCUUUGGUAGCUGACGUUUGAUCAUUCUCAAUAGAAAACACAAUUGAGUCUUGUAUUCAAACUGAGAAACAUACAGAUAUGGGGCAAAUAUUUUGGGUUAGGGAUAGUAUUUUGGGCUGGGAUUCACAUAUAUAGUUAGGAGUAUGUUUAUAGACUGAUCUGCCAUAACAUUAAAACUAGCUGCCUCAUACACAGCUCUAAUUCAUCGAGGCAGGGACUCCAUACGACCUGUGAAUGUGUCCUGCAAGUUGUCCAAUGUGGCCUCCAUGGAGCUGAGUUGUUCUUUCAGCACAUCCUAAAGAUGUUAAAUUGGAUUGAGUUCUGGGGAAUUUGGAGGUGAUGGCAACACCUUAAACUAUUUGUCAUGUUCCUCAAACCAUUCCUGAACAAAGUGUGGCACGGUGUAUUAUCUAGGCAGGUAGUACAUGUCAAAGUAACAUCCACAUGAAUGCUUGAAUGUAAGUUUCCCAGCAAAACAUUGUCAUUAGCAUAACACUGCCUCAGCUGGUCUGCCUUCCUCCCAUAGUGCAUCCUGAUGCCAUAUCUUCCCCAGGUAACGUACACAUGGACUCAACCAUCUUCCUGAAUUAAAAGAAAAUGUGAUUCAUCAGACCAGGCAAUCUUCUUCCAUGUCUCCAUGAUUCAGGUGUGACAUUCAUGUACCCAGUGAAGGCACUUUUGGUGGUGGAAAAAGGUAAUUAUAGGAACUCUGUCCAGUAUGUGGCUUAUGCACCAAAUUGUGAUUCACUGUUUGUUCUGACACAUUUCUAUCAUGGUCAGCAUUACAUUUUAAGCCAUUUGAGCUCCAGUAGCUCUUCUGUGUGAUCGAGCUGUGACUAGACAAGGUAGCCUUCACUCCCCAUGUGCAUCAAUUUGCCAUGGGCACCCAUGACCUUGAUGCCAGUUAAACGGUUGUCCUACCUUGCACCAUUUUUGGUAGGCACUAACCACUGCAUACAGGGAACACCCCACAAGACUUGCCAUUUUAGAGAUCCAGUCAUCUUGCAAUCACUGUUUGGCCCUUGUCAAAGUCACUCAGAAUUUUUUUCUUGCCAAUUUUUCGUGCUUCCAACAAUGAAAUUCAAGAACUGACUGUUCAUUUGCUGCCUAAUAUGUCCCACAACCCUUUGACAGGUGCCAUUGUAACCAUAUAAUCUAUUAUCACAGACAAAAAAGGUGUAAAAAUGGCGCGAUAAAUAGAACAAUAAAUAUAUCCCAGUGCGUCUCAAACCACACAAGUGUUAUGUCACCUUAAACACUUACAAACAUAAAGUUUGGAUAAAAGAGAGAGGUUGGCGCACAUGAUGGAUAGCUUUGCAAUAAUCUGUAAUAAAUAGAACAGAACCUUCAUAGGGCAACAUAUAUAAAAAAUAAUCAAAUAUAAGUGUAACUGGAAGUACUCACAAUUUUGAGAGCCAUAUAAGUCGGCUCUCUACUGUAGUAGUAUGUAGGUAGUUUCAAUACGACAAAGAGCCGCAAUGAUGGUGGUCCCCCAGGAAAAGGAAAACUUGAACUCUGCCUGGAUAGAAGUUCAGGAACCAAGGAUAGCUAAAAUAGCUCUUUAUUAGAUAAAGGUAAACAUAAAAAGUACUAGCACAACGCGUUUCGACCAAUACACUGGUCUUCCUCUGGGGGACCACCAUCAUUGUGGCUAUUUGUCGUAUUGGAACUACCUACAUGCUACUACAGUAGAGAGCCGACUUAUAUGGCUCUCAAAAUUGUGAGUGCUUCCAGUUACACGUAUAUUUGGUUAUUUUCUUAUAUAUGUUGCCCUAUGAAGGUUCUGUUAUAUUUAUUACAGAUUGUUGCAAAGCUAUCCAUCGUGUGUGCCAACCUCUCUCUUUUAUCCAAAAUAUAAUCUUUUAUGCUAUAAUGCUAUUUACUACCCUGUCAGUGGUUUUAAUGUGGUGGCUUUUCAAUGUAUAUAGUGUUAGAAGUCAAAUGUAUGGUUGUAUGGAUAAGGUUAGGCUAAAGGUUAAGCCAUAUAUUUAGAAAUUAAAGUUAGAGUUCAAAGCUGCUAGUUAAAUCAGAGUAUUUCAGACAAUACCAAAACAUCUCCAGUAUAUAAUAUACCAUGUGUUAAUACUUAAAAAUAAUGAUCUCUAAUAAAAUGUAUGGUAUCCUUUUUUAUAUUGACUUUCCUUGUUUUCCAUUUUCUUUGUAUUUUAUUUAUUUAUAAACACACAGAACACAGUUUUGAAACAGUAGAAAGCAAUAUGUUUAUAUGACAUACAGUAUGGAAUGGAUUUCUUUGUAGAUAUAGAUAUAUAUGUUCCAGUUGUGUUAAUGUUGGCUGGUAGUUCAUAUAAGUGACCUUUUUGGGCCUGCUUUAAUCUGUUAGAGCAUCUUGGCAGAUGUUCAAGGCAUUUUCCAAUGUGUAAACACUAUUAAUAUCUAAGAAAAUAUUGAAGAUACACCAAUAUCCCACAUUAUCACAGGAAACCGCUACCAUUAACAUCAAACGUUUUUUUUAUUGUAGAAAGCUUUAACAAAUAUAUCACACACUGAGCAUUGGUGUAAAUGCAAAUAAAAGGACAUUGGAUUCGUAAGAAUCCUAAGCAGGUCAGCCCUCUUUUCCCUUAAUUUCUAAAUUCUCUAAUCCUUAUUCAAAACAAUAUUAUAAGUUCAAAAGUCCAGUCUUCCACCAUGAUGUGCAUAUCUUGGAACUUGUUCUAUUUGUCACAUGUUCAACAUCCGUAAGAUAGCACAAAUUCCUAAAAAGUUGAUUUAACAUUCGUUUUUUCUCCAUAUCCAUUAACAUGGUUUCCAAGUUUUUAAAACACAACAUCUGAAGCUGGGGGGCGCGGCAGGGUGUUCAACCCAUAAAGAAUCUGGUCUGGACUCCAAAUGUACAUAGAAAAAAAGGAAAUUGGGGAUACACUAGGAGCAUGCAGUUCUCAGCAAUGGUGAUUCCAUAGAAAUAAAAAAAAGUUUAAAAUUUACAAAGUUACUAAGAAUCCCCUAUCUCAGCAAACAAAUAUGGGGAUUCAGUUCCACGAAAUGUCCAUAUCGUGUUAAGCCCAUCACUACGCAAUAAUACCCCAAUAUCAGUAGGUUCCACACUAAUUUUAAUGUAAGAAACAAAUUAAAUAGUUUGCUAAUAAUUAAAGAAACACAAAUCUGUAUUCCUAAACUAUAGCGUCCCUGUAUCUAUAGUGUCCCCCACUUUUUCCAAUAGGAUUAACAAAAUAUAGGUUUUACUCACCUUUUUCCAUGGGUAAGACUCCCUUUACCCUGCUCACCUCUCCAUCUGCUGCAAAUUCAUCAAGAAGGCAUGGCUUCCUCCAGUGAUGGUUCAAUCGCUGCUCACACAUUCAAUGCUUUCUUAUGAGAUUCCAUGUCAAUUGACCGAGUUUUACGCAGUCAGUGUAGUAGAAACUCCUCAAAUGUCAGUGUAGCAGGAUACCUGGUAACACGACCGGUUACCUCCUCUAGUUCCCUUCCUUCAGCUGAUCAGGAACUCUUAUAUGGUUAGGGGAUUUAGCACACAUUGCUAGAUAGUCCCAGGUCCCUACUAGGAUCCCUGCAAAUAGCGGGGCGAUCAAAUGUACAGAGCCCAAGAAAUAAUUGUCUAAAGUUUGGAGCUCGCGGCUCUCUACACCCACGAAAUUAGUUUCAUGAAGUUGCUUGGUUUCGUCUGACGAAUUCAAACUUAAUGCCUAAACCAAUCAUCAAACAAUCAGCUGAAAGGCACAAAACCUAAUUGCGCCAAUCAGCUCGCAGUGUGGAGAAGAGUUUCGCCGCCCAAUCAGGUGAAAGGGCGUGAAAUUCAAUUACACCAAUUGGCACUCGGGGUGGAGAGGGAUAUUGCUGGCCAAUCAGAAGAAUGGGCGCGAAAUCCUGUUUGACAGAGCGCUUGUUCUCUGAUUGGUCGCCUGCGCCACACAGCGACCAAUCAGCGCCCAGUGUUUGUGCCAACCAAUCAGGAAAAUGGUGCAAACCCAGUUUGAAUGGGCGCGCCCUCUCCCAUUGGUCCAUACAAACUUCCAUGCAGCCAGUGGGACUCUGUGCGUAUGCCGGUUGGGAUACGAAUGCUGCCUCUACAUGCGCCGCUUGUUUCCUUUUCGGUUUGCGGUUUUCGCACCUCAUUACAAGGUGUGAACGUUCUAAACAGACAUUCUAAAUUAGGUGUCGGGUUAGUUCCCGUUCGCUAGCCGAACAGAACCCGUUCGUAUGAGCUCUCCCGAACUGGAAGCAGGUAAGACACACGAAUACAACACAACUACAUAUAAAUACAUGGGGAAACACAGAGUAGAAGGGAAAAUCGGAAGAAUAAACAUUGGGAACACAAAAUACAAGGCCAAAACAUAUGAAUACCAAGUGGGCAUAGCACUUAGUGGCGGUGGCCCGCCACAGUCAGUAGUCAAGUGUCUUUGUUGGAAUAUGUAUACUUCCAAACUUGAUUUUGGCUGGUGCCCCAACUUACUGCUCUCCAGAGUUGUUUACACAAUAACUGCAAAAUAGAUAUUUUAUUUAUGGACUUGUUAUGUGUAAAAUAAAAACUGAAAUUUCACCAUCUACCACAUUAUGUACAACACACUACAUCCACCACAUCUCGUACAAACAAACUACAUCCACCACAUCGUGUACACACACUACAUCCACCACAUCUCGUACAAACACACUACACUACAUCCACCACACCUCAAACAAACACACCAUAUCCACACGAAAUGCAAUAUAUAUAAAUAGAUAUUUUAUUUAUGGACUUGUUAUGUGUAAAAUAAAAAUUGAAAUUUCACCAUCUACCACAUUAUGUACAACACACUACAUCCACCACAUCUCGUACAAACAAACUACAUCCACCACAUCGUGUACACACACUACAUCCACCACAUCUCGUACAAACACACUACACUACAUCCACCACACCUCAAACAAACACACCAUAUCCACACGAAAUGCAAUAUAUAUAAAUAGAUAUUUUAUUUAUGGACUUGUUAUGUGUAAAAUAAAAAUUGAAAUUUCACCAUCCACCACAUUAUGUACAAACACACUACAUCCACCACAUCUAGUACAAACACACUACAUCCACCACAUCGUGUACACACACUACAUCCACCACAUCUCGUACAAACACACUAUAGCCACCACAUUGUGUACACACACUACAGCCACCACAUUGUGUACACACACUACAUCCACCACACCCCAUACAAACACACCAUAUCCACACUAAAUGCUAUAUUGCCACACAUCCCCAUUAUGUAUACUUACUACACCCCCCUGUACUGAAACAACCUGGUCCAUAUUUACAGAAAGCCUACAGCUUUCUGUAAAUAUGGACCAGGUUGUUUCAUUUUUUAUCUUAAAUUCCUAGUGGAAAUAUAUGGGUGUGUCUUAUAUUCUGGAGCGUCUUAUAUAGACAAGUAAUGUACAGUAAUCUUUCAUUUUGAGUAUUAUUUAAAACUGAGGGCAGUUUUCCUGCAAGUCAUUAUGCAGAUGUUUGAAUGGAACUUCACAAUGCUACUGAGCAAGUUUCAUAUAACACAGUGCCAGAGGAAAUCCAUUAAUUAAUAAUAGCCAUUAAUAAUAUUCCAUAGGAAAUGCCAUGAUUAUUUGUUGUGGAAACAUGUGAAUGCUACAUACUGCUAGGGAACACUCGUCACGUACUGCCCAACAUCGUGCAGAACUUAAUAUUACAGAUAGCCAAUCUUUCCAUGGUGGAAGUUCUAUGUUAAAUGUGAAUCAAGAAUGUAUCAAGUGCAUAAUAUUAAACAUUUCAUAAUUCACGAGAGAGAGAGAGAGAAAGAGAGAGAAUGAGAGAGACAGAAUGAGACAGCAAAGAGGGAGGGAAGAAAAAUAGUGGAUAAAGGGACGUUGCCAAAAAGCUAUUUACAGGCCACUGCUAGUAAAACCAUGGCAAUCGUGGUCGUAAUCGAGCCAAAGGUCAGUGGGUGAAAGGGAUUUCUGUUAUACAGAGCAGAUUAAAAUAUAAAAGAGCCAAAAAAUUCAGAAGCAGCAAAACGUCAGUGCUUUCACAAUUCAGAGUCUACACUAGCGAUAAGAUAAACUGUAUUAAACACUUAGCUCAUUCAUACAAUGUCCCCAGCAGCUGGGAACUUUCACCCACAUUACACUGCAGUCCAUUACUCUUUACAAAGUACACUAUUAGAAGCAGCACAGCUUCUAUCUCCCUGAAGCACAUUCCCUGAAGACUAUUCACCAGCAGGUUCUAUUUCCGUGGAGUGGCAGAACCAGGUAACAAACUGACUGUCUGAUCAUAAAUGCCCAGAUUUACUGUUUUACAUUCAGAUUCUGUGCGUUUUGUUUAUAACAAUGAACUGUUGUGAAUCAGAAGCAAACUGUAACAUUUAGGCCACAGUAAUCAAGCUAACAAGAAUUUUAUUAAAGACACGGAGGCUCCUAUUAUGCUUCUCUUUCUUUAAUUCUCCCUCAGCAGCGAAGAGAGAUAUAUGCAAAUGAGAGAAAAAAUAACAAUAACAUUAGCAUAUGGAACAGAGCUCAUAGGUAUCCACCCCCUUAGUAUAUAAGGUGUAGCACUCCAUGCUUCUUCCUCUUUCUUCGCUGCUCCCUCAGAAGAUAAGUACACUCUCAUAUUAUUAUUUCUAUGUGUACACUGUGGGAUGUCUCAGAGGAUAUUAUAUAGUUGUUAGAUUUAUAUCUUUGUGUUACUACUGUGGGGAUACUCCUUAUCUGGUUUAUCCCUCCUUUUUUUUCUCUGUUUUUCUUCCCACUUCUUCUUACACUGCCUGUUUUAUCUCUAUUGCCUGUGUUUAUUUUACUGUGGCCGGUCCCUCUCUGUUCCCUGGGUAUUCAUACAAUUCCCUCCCCCCAGCCCCCUCCCUCCGGUUGGGGCUCCCUCCCCGGUCACAGUCUGCCGGUUUUGCGCCGGGGGGACCCAUCGGUCAACCCCGCGGCAUUUCCCGGCACUAUUUUCAGCACCGCCGGCCGGACCUACUUUCGUCCGCGCGGCGAUUCGCUUUACUUUAGUUCCCGCCGCUCGCACGCACCGCGCAUGCGCGGUAGCUCGCGGCGGCCAUUUUCUUGGUUUCUGGUCGCCGUUUUAGGCGGCGGCCAUUUCCUCUACUCGGUUUUUAGUGCCGUUUGACCCCUCCCUCACCGGAUUUCGUUCCGGCAGCCCCCCCUACUAGUACAGUUUGAUUUCUCUGCAUUUAUAUUUUGGAAUUACCUUCCAUCUCCCUGUACUUUCCAUCCUGUACCUGGGUUAAUCAAUCCUAGUACUCUGCAUUUACACUUUAUUAUUUUCUAUUUGUUAUUUUCCCACUUGCACUCUAUUACCUACCAUGCAAUCUGGUGAUAAAUUCCCUGGCAAACAUAGCCCCUCUAUGGCUACUACUGAUCCUGAUCCUCAGGUCGACCCUGGGCUCAUGGGCUCUGAGGAAUUCCAAUCCCUUCUGGACACCACCAUGUCCAAAUCUAUUUCAAAGGCCAUAUCCUCAGACAUGGGCGCGAUGUCCUCUACCAUCUCGGACUCCAUUACGCAAGCGCUCAAACAGGUACAACCUCACUCUACCCCAGCCUUGACCCAUACCCCUCCUGAAGGGAGACUACCAGGGCGCAAAGCGCUAACCAAACGCAGACAUUCACAAGACCCCCCCCCCAUGCAGGUUGACCCUGCUCUGAUUGACAUGCCUCAGGCUGUCCAUGAUGGCGCGCAACAACCGCGCAAUAGAGCUUCUGGGCGAGCUACGGCUACCAGAGACUGGAAAAGGGCUAAGGCCCAUGAUAUACUGUCUGACUCAGACGAGGAGGGGGAUGAGGGGUCUGACGCCCCGUACUCUGACCCGUACGAGGACGAGCUCUCAGAGGGUGAAAGCCUCCAGGGAAAGCAGUUCCCCUUGACACCAACGCGUACCCCUGCUCAUUCAGGGGCGCCCGAGGCAGAAACAACCCGCGACCCUAAAGAGGUUCCGCUAUUCGACCCUGACAACUUACGGCACCCACGCUCUGCCGAGUGGGAACCAUCCGAGCACAUCAGCCGAUACCUAGCCCUCAGGGUACGUAAGUCCCUUUCUCAAGAGAGCCGUAAUAAAUUGAGAGCGGAGUGCCCCCGACCCAUAAUUCCUGAUGCUGUGGCAAAAACCCCAGAAGUGGACCCCCAGAUAGCCCAGUUUCUAGCCAAAACCGGCUGGAAGGCCAAGAGGGGACUGGAUUACUCCCUCCGUAAUUGUCAGGACAAGUUCCUAGACACUCUGGGUCCUGUCACUAAGCUGUACGAACUGCUGGAAGCAGCUCAGUCGGGUGAGGCACCAGUAGACUUUGAAGUAGCGUUUGGCUGGCUCCAACGCUUGGUCUGCAUGAUCGGCAAUGCCAAUACUGCCAUGUCAACAGAACGCAGGAAAGCCAUCCUGCUGAAAAUCGAACCCAAGCUGGCUAGUAUGGCCUCCUCUGAACCAGGGGCCGCGGCUAAGGGUCUGUUGUUUGGCGAAUCCUUCGUCAAAGACCUGGGCUCCUAUGUCAAAACAUUCACGGCGCUGGAUAAAGCCCAAUCAUCCAUGAAGAGGGUCUUCCACCAAAAGGUUUUUGGUGGGGCCGGUAGAGGUAGGAGCCGUCUAUCCGGCCGCAACCCCCGGGGUUUCUCAAGACCGGGCAGAGGCUCCUCCAACACACAGAGACAAAACCAGGAGCGUUCCUACACUCCGUUCUUCCCUUCUCGAGGAAGAUCUUGGAAUGCCCGUGGCGGCAGAGGAACGACCCCAGGAAAACGCCCUUAUGGUGAGUACGAUUUUUCCCCAUUUUUCCCAUAUAAAUGUGGGGGGCAGACUGGCUUUGUUUUCUCAGACUUGGGCCACUAUCACGUCCGACAGUUGGGUACUGCAGACUGUAGAGGGUUACCACCUAGAAUUGACGGGUCUUCCCUUUCAGGUUUCCUCCCACGUGUGCCACACAUGCCACAGUCCCACUACGACCUCAUCUCCACGGAGAUAGAGACCUUGUACAACAAAAAUGCCAUAGAAGAAAUUCCUCUAGAUACCCCAGGUUUUAUAAGCAACCUGUUCUUGGUGCCGAAGAAAGGCGGGGGUGUUCGCCCAGUUAUCAACCUGAGACCCCUCAAUGCCUUCAUACAAUAUCGGCAUUUCAAAAUGGAGGGCAUACACUGCCUCCGAGACCUCCUUCUCCCAGGAGACUGGAUGGUGAAACUCGAUCUGCAAGAUGCAUAUCUCACGAUCCCGAUAGCACCAACACACAGGAAUCUGCUACAGUUCCGGUGGGGCACAAAGAAAUGGCGCUUCUGUUGCCUCCCUUUCGGGCUCUCCUCCGCUCCCUGGUGCUUUACGAAAGUGCUGAAACCAGUGGUAGCAUUUCUCAGGUUACACGGGAUUCGCCUCAUUAUCUAUCUGGACGAUAUCCUCAUAAUGUCUGGGACACGAUCCCUUCUGCUGUCUCACCUGUCGUGGACCCUUCACCUCCUGCAGAACCUCGGUUUCCUAGUGAACUGGGAGAAAUCGGUAUUACAACCUUCUCAACAGAUGGAAUUCCUAGGAUUCCGAGUCGAUUCUGUACAACAAAUCCUGUGCCUCCCUUCAGACAAGAUGUCCAACAUCAAGAAGGAGAUCAGGAGGAUAAUGAACCGUUCGGACAUUUCUCUAAGACAACUGGCUCGGGUAAUCGGCUUACUAGCGGCCUCUAUACAGGCGAUCUUCCCGGGACCGCUCCACUAUCGGGCGCUACAACGCCUAAAAGCUUCCUGCCUAAGGAAGGGUCAGUCGUACGAAUCCAACAUCACGCUGGACGAAGAAUCCAGGGAGGAACUGGACUGGUGGCUAACCCACAUGGAAGCGUGGAAUGGACGGGCGAUCUUCGGUUCCACUCCAGACAUGAUAAUCGAGUCGGAUGCAAGCUUACAUGGCUGGGGCGCGCGCUGCGGCUCCAUAUCCACAGGAGGCAGGUGGUCAGUAAACGAAUCAUUCCUGCACAUAAACUCACUGGAACUACUGGCGGCCUCAUUUGCCAUUCGCAGCCUCACACCCAGGGGCGUCUCAUGCUCGAUCCUCCUCAAGUUAGACAACAUCUCGGCAGUCAGGUACAUAAAUCAUCUUGGAGGUACCAAGUCACGCAUCCUAGCGGUUUUAGCUCGAGACUUCUGGCAUUACUGUUUACAAAACAAUGUGUCGGUGACCGCGGAACACAUACCAGGCCUGGACAAUUACACCGCAGACUGGAACUCCCGAUAUCUGAGGGAUUUAGGAGACUGGAAGCUUCAACCGAAAGUCUUCGCCAGGAUAGCUCGACUAUGGGGUCCCUUGAGUGUGGACCUCUUUGCGUCCAGACUGAACACUCAACUUCCUCAAUUUUUCAGCUGGCGACCGGACCCGGAAGCCUUGGCGACAGAUGCCUUCCUUCAGGACUGGACCGGGGGACGAGCAUACGCCUUUCCCCCGUUCAACCUGAUCGCUCGGACUCUAACAUACAUUCGACGCUACAGAACCUCGUUGGUCUUGAUAACACCGUGCUGGAGAUGCCAACCCUGGUUCCCUCACCUUCUGGAAAUGGCGAUCGACUUCCCACGGUUGCUACCGGAUCAAACGUCCCUGUUAACCAACCCGGAUGGGGAGAAUCACGACUUGAUAGAACGGGGAAUCCUCCGACUCAUGGCAUGGCUCCUUUCCGGGGACCCUGGGAAAUCGCGGAAGUUUCGGGAACAACUACCCGACUCUUGGCGAACGCCUGGGCACCGGGAACACGGCGCGCAUAUGCUACGGCAUGGAGAACUUGGUCCGAUUGGUGCCUGGAAAGAUCAGUGGAUCCCAUAUCAGCUUCUGUAAAGACGGUACUGGACUUCCUCACUCAAUUGUUCGAAUCGGGCAAGGCAUUCCGUACAGUCAACAUCUACAGGUCUGCUAUCUCAGCAGGCCAUGAUACGGUGGACGGGAUCCCUCUCGGUCAGAACCCCCUGAUAUGUCGCUUACUCAAGGGUAUACGUUUUUCACGGCCACCUAAACCCAGGUACGGAUCCUUUUGGGAUGUCAACAUAGUGUUCAAAUUCCUGGAAGACUGGCCCGACAACGCGGCACUGUCAAUCAAACAGUUGUCCGCUAAACUACAGAUGUAAGGGCUUUGGACUGGCUAGCCCGAUCAUUCACUCCAGAAGGGGUGUCUUUCGAUAUUUCAAGAAGAACUAAAUCGGCGACUAAACAAGUUUUCUAUCCACACCUCCCGCACCAACCAAAGCUAUGCCCAAUUCUGUGCCUAAAAGAAUACGAAACCCGUACUUCUUCCCUAAGACCGUCAAACUUCGGCCCGUUGUUCAUUUCACUAAAGAAACCGCAUCUACCAGUGUCCACACCUACUCUCGCCCGUUGGGCCAAAUGGUUAUUGGCCUCGGCCGGGAUAGACGUUACAAUUUUUUCGGCCCAUUCGGUCAGAGGCGCUAUGGCUUCUAAAGCUUCGACGGUAGGGUGCCGGUUAGAAGACAUCCUUAAGGCCGCAGACUGGUCUACGGAAUCCACAUUCCGGAAUUUCUAUUUUAAACCAAUCCAACAUUUUUCGGAAAGAGUCAUUGCUCAGCUUUGAAAGAGCAUAAUAGGAGCCUCCGUGUCUUUAAUAAAAUUCCUAGAUUUUACUAUUAACAUGACGUAAAGUCAUGAUUUUAUUAAAGACACGGAGGCGAGUAUUAUUCCCUCCCACCCUCCCUGGGUGGAGGGAUUGGUUUUUUCUCACGGAUACCAACCACAGAUCAGGUGGACUCCUACAAUGUAGAUACCUGUAGGUGCGCUCAUACGUCUCUCAGGUAGGUGACUUUGUGAUAUAGUAGACAUAAUCUUAUAUUACCUUUUGAUAUGUCGACAUGACUACUACGUUAUACGACUUAGUUUUUACCUACAUGAAGUUACAUGAUGCAACCAGUUGCCGACCAUAUAUUACCAUAUUUUCUCCUCUCUUUUAGCCUGAAUCAUACUGUCAAAGUGGUGAUUUUCCGUUACAAAGCGUUACAGUCUAACCUCAAGGAUUGGACAUUACCUUUCGCCCACUGUUCCUGUUCGGGCCAAGUUACAGUUCGGUUAUGGAUCUGGUCUUCGGAUCACGGAAGAAAGAGGAAGAAGCAUGGAGUGCUACACCUUAUAUACUAAGGGGGUGGAUACCUAUGAGCACUGUUCCAUAUGCUAAUGUUAUUGUUAUUUUUUCUCUCAUUUGCAUAUAUCUCUCUUCGCUGCUGAGGGAGAAUUAAAGAAAGAGAAGCAUAAUAGGAGCCUCCGUGUCUUUAAUAAAAUCAUGACUUUACGUCAUGUUAAUAGUAAAAUCUAGGAAUUGCUGAAUAGUUUUCCUGGCACUUUUAUACAUUUUAAUAAAUAUACACACAAACACGUUUUCAGUUCACUCCAAGUCUUUUUAGAACACUAUAUAAGUAUGUAUUCCUAAAACUAUUGUGUCACCCCUACCUAUAUAGGUGUCACCCUGUAAGGUAAGAUUUGCUCACCUUAUAUCCCGCGGCACGCUGGUCUCCGGGCAGAAGCUCAGCCUCCUUGGCUGGGAUUAACAGGAUUGAUGAUCUCAGUCAAUCCAAUGUUUCCCCAUGGCAAAUCUAUCUGAUUGAGCAACUGAGUUCUACUUAUGACGUAAACAACUCUAGAGUCUGUCGGAAAGAUUGCCACUAGAGUCAAUUUAAAGCGGCACUGUCAUGCCAAACUUACCUUUCCUCAAUCUCUUCCUCUUCUCCCCCUCUCUCAGGAUCUGUUCUUCUUUUCUUCCUGUCUUCUUUAAAAUCAUAAGACAAAGUAGGGACUCUUUGCCUUAUGGAGGAUUCCUCCGCUUGACCAGCUCUGACCAGCGGAGGAGCAAAGUGUGCUUCAUUUCCGCUGGUCGGAGCAAUUUUCCCAUAAUUCUUACCUUCCCUCUGUGUUCCCGCGAUGCUUCCUGUCAUUUUACACAAAACUGCCGAGUUGCGUUCUAACUGAAUAGGAACAGUAUGUUCGUUUCUUUUAGAACUCAAUUCAGCAUUUUGUUCGGAUCGCAAUUUCAUUCGAAUGAAUGAAACUCCGAUCCUAUUCUUGCUGUGGCUGCAUCUUGCAGCCACUUAGUAGAUAACGCCCUAAUUCCCACGGUAUCAGGGAGUUAUCUACUAAAAGGCUGAAAGACCUAAAUUGGUCUUUCAGACACAUUUACUAAUACUAAGUAAAGAUUACUUAGUAUAAGUAAAUGCUGCCCCUACUCGCUAUACCGCGAGUAGGGGCAAGUCUAGUAAACAGCUGCUCACUGUAAAAAAAACAAAAAAAACUAUUGGCCCCCACCCCUAAAGACGGGUGGGGGUCCUAAAGUAAAAUAAGGGGGGAGACCUAUUGUCCUCCCCUGGGCGGCGGGUGGGGGCCAUAAAGAUAAUGAGGGGGGGGACCUACUGUCCUCCACCCCCGGGGGGUGGGGGCCAAAUCAUAAUGACGGGGGGAACCUACUGUCCACCCCCCCUCCAGCGCCCACCCCUGGGUGGGCACCAUAAAGAUAAUGGGGGGGGACCUAAAGAUAAUGAGGGAGGGGACCUACUGACCUCCCUCCCCAGCCCCCACCCCUGGGCGGCGGGUGGGGGCCCUAAGUCAAAUUCACAACCCCCCCCAUCAAAGGUGACUAGGGGUCCCCAAGCCUCUACAUAAUGCUGCUCCCACCUUAUACACAAGUAUGUCCCGUCUAGGCCCUUACGAUCUGCUGAAGGCUUACGUCUAUCUUCUGCUCGUACUCCCAACCUCUGAUGCUCGCCUUCAAGAUUUCUCGAGGGCUGCACCGUUCCUGUGGAACUCGCUUCCCUCCUCCGUUAGAUGCUCACCCAGUCUCCACUCCUUCAAAAAAAUCAUUAAAAAUCCACUUCUUCAUAAAAGCGUAUGAAUUAAACUGUUAAUAGCUCCUGACUGAUUCCUCUUCUGCAACUGUCACUAGUCUAAUACUAUCCUUACCUUUUUGUGUCGUUUUACCCCACUCUCUCUAGCAUGUAAGCUCAUUGAGCAGGGCCCUCAACCCCUCUGUUCCUGUGUGUCCAACUUGUCUGGUUACAACUACAUGUCUGUUCGUCCACACAUUGUAAAGUGCUGCGGAAUUUGACGGUGCUCUAUAAAUAUCAUAAUAAUAAUAAUAAUAAUAAUAAUAAUAAUAAUCAUCACUACAGGGAUUGCUAUGCUUUUCAUAGUUCCUUAGCUUCACUGCUAGCUCUUGUAAGAGCUCUCUCUUCAGCUAUGCAGCUAUACUCUUUUGGAGGAGAGACACAGCUAUACUCUCUUGGAGGAGAGGUCCUUCCCACACGCUCCUGGAUCCAGAGGUUGGAGCCCCAGGGUUUGCUGGGACAGAUGCUGCCUGCGGGGUCAGAUCUUUUGCCUCCGUGGGUAAUGUGUGGAGGGAAUAUCCCUGGUGGCUUUUGGCCCUGGUGGGCUCAAUGCUUGAGACUUAUCAGCUUGGUAUGUAGUUGUGCCGGAGGGUGGCUUACGGACCCUUUCUCGGCCCCUCUUCCGACCAUAUUCCCGGUGCUCUGUUGACACGGUGCUUCGGGCUUUAGUCGCACCCAGUAAUGGGUGGAGAUUGCUUACAGACACUUCAGCGUUUGGUCCAGUGCCGAGCACCCAUCUUGCGCUUCAUGCUGCUUCCGGAGCUUAAGAUAAGGAGGCCUGUCCUCCAUUUUGAUAAGUAGCCUCAUGGCCUGAUCCCCGGCAGUAUCUGUGUGCGGUAAGCAGGAUGCGUGGAGCCGAGCAGUGGAGACCGGGAUAACCCCUGCCGGUCCAAAUCAGCAGUCUCAGCAAGGCUAAGGAACCAGGAGAGUGUCUGCCUCACCCCGGUUCAUGUGUGCGUGGGCCGCAAGCCUCUGUCUGGACUGCACGGAUUCGGGGUAGCUCAUGUCGGGUAUCACUGUGUGCUGCAGUGGUCCUCAAGCAUGAAUAUUGUAGUUUGGUGUCUGUAAAACGCAGGUAUUAGGGGUAUUAACCCCAAAAUCUGUUGUCAGACGUGGGAGCUCUUGCUGAGCACGUCUGGUCUGCUCAGCAGUCAGGCUCCUUACAGCUCUUUUUUAAUGGGGCUAUAUGAGCCAUUUACAUUGUGUUAAUUCAAAAUACUUGUAUCACAAGCUGAAAUCUCAGUUACUCGACUACUAAGCUUGCAAUCUGUUUAUAUGUGCUAUGAAUUUCAGCUCCAUGCUUUUGAGACAUAGCAGAUAUAACAGUGACAAGUAAUUUUCAGGUCUGGCUAGUAGCGUAGGACUUGAAAUGUGGAGCCCUGACAUAGACUGUAGCAGCAGGCAUGACUUUAGGGUAGAACCUGGUAUCAAGAAAGAUGCAAAAUGCUAAUUAUAUUGGCACAUGCAGUAACUCUGCUCACCAACUUAAGAAAACACCACCUUGCUGAACCCAAUUUUCAAAAGAAGGAUUGUACCUAUGAUAAUGGGAUACUGUUAGUUCUCAGGACUCCAAAUGAGACAUUUUCUCCUGUAGCUAAGCAAUCUGAACUUUGACCUGUAACAGAAUUUUCCACAACAAAAUUAUCGUAAAUACAGAAGGCGUUGAAAAGCUACAGAAUGGAAGCAUUCAGCUCAUUGGGUACUUGUUUGGUUCAAAUAUGUCAUUUCUGAAAACAUAUAUUAACAUUUAAUGUAGCAAAUCCAGUAACAGAGCAUCUAUGUGACAUGGUGCGAGUUAUAUUAUGUGUACACUCUUGUCCUUUAAACUAGAAAUCAUUUCUGAAUAUAUUCUUGUAAAUUAAAUUGUAAGUUAAGUUCUUGUAAAUUAGAUUAGGUUUAAGGUCAAUUCAAAAUGUAGUUUGAUUACUUAAAGGAACACAGCAUAACCUGUACAUGCCACUGUAGUGGCCUUAUUCCAGUCCAUUCCUGUCACCAUCGCAGAGGGCAGGUAAAGGAGAGUGUUACUUCCAUCUUGUCCUCUUUGGAGCCGAAGUCACUGCUUUCCAAUAAUAACGUGGCCACCAGGAAGGGAUUGCAAUCACGUGACUCUGAAGAAAGAAAAGGACACCUUACUUGAUCCUCAUAAGUAUAUGACCCAACAAGGGGAAAGAUGAACCACGUGAAUGUCAUGUGACUGUGGGGCUCACAAAAUCCAUAUAUCAAAGAUAUAGGCCAAAUCACUGCUAACAACAUGUUGGCAUGGUAAUGGAAAACUUUAUUGACAUUGUUCAUAUGCGCAUCAACGUGAAUUGACUGUUUACGGCACUCUCCACUGUGGAGACAAAGAGAAGGAAAGUGAAGAAUUAUCAUACCCAGGCUCAAUCCAAACACUGCAGCCACCGGAAUGUCCUGGCCUGGAGAAUGUCAUCCCUGCCCCCUCCACACAGUGGAAUAUCUCUAAACACUCCUCCUCCACCAGUGCACCCAGAGGAAUGUCUCUAAACCCUCCUCCUCCACAUAGUGCACCUAGUGGGAUGUCUCUAAAAGUCAAUGUGCAUAACUUUUCACCCCCGUAAAGUCAAUAGAACCACCUUUUGCGACAAUCACAGCUCCAAGUCGCUUUGGAUAAGUGUCUAUGAGCUUGCCACAUCUUACCACUGGGAUUUUUGCCCAUUCCUCCUUGCAAAACUGUUCCAGCUCCUUCAAGUUGGAUGGUUUGUGCUUGUGAACAGCAAUCAUUAAGUCUUACCACAAAUUGUCUAUUGGAUUGAUACACACAUGUACAGAUACUCCAGUCUCUGAUGUGGAACACUGCAGCUCCUCCAGGGUUACCUUAGGUCUCUGUGCUGCCUCUCUGACUAAUGCCCUCCUUGCCCGGUCCAUGAGUUUUGGUGGGUGGCCGUCUCUUGGCAGGUUUGCUGUUGUGCCAUGUUCUUUCCAUUUGGUUAUGAUAGAUUUGAUGCUGCUCCUGGGGAUCAUCAAAGAUUUGGAUAUUUUUUUAUAACCUAACCCUGACUUGUACUUCUCAACAACAUUGUCCCUUACUUGUUGGGAGAGUUCCUUGUUCUUCAUGGCAGUGUUUGGUUAGUGGUGCCUCUUGCUUAGGUGUGCAGCCUGGGGCCUUUCAAAAAAGGUGUGCAUGUGACACUAUAUUUGCAUACAGGUGGACAUAAUUCCUAAUUAUGUGACUUCUGAAGGUAAUUGGUGCAACCAGCUUUUUAUGGGCUUCAUAACAAAGGGGUGAAACAUACGCACAUUUUUCUUUUCUAUUUCUUAGUUUUUGUAUAUAUUUUCUCAUUAACUUCACCAACUUUAGACUUGUUCUGAUCCAUCAUAAAAUUCAGGUAAUAAAAUAAAAUAAAAAUAACUUAAAGGCUGUAAUGUAUAAAAUAGGUAAAAAGUCAAGAGGGUGAAUACUUUGCAAGGCACUGUAUCUCUAAACACUCCUCUGCACACUUUCAAAUCUUCCCCAAACCUAAAAUCCUUUAAGAGAUCCCUCUCUACAUACCUCAGAACAGAUUGCACCUGUCAUGGUUUAUUAUAUAUUUCCUACCUGUUCUAUGUUAAAUUUUGUAUUUAUUGUGUAUUAAUAUUGUUUUUGUAUUUUAUUGUACCCUAUUGUAUCAAUGCAAUGUUUUGUGGACCCAGGACAUAGUUGAAAACAAGAGAAAUCUCAAUGUUUCUUUUCUGGUAAAAUAUUUUAUAAAUAAACAAAUAAAAUAAAUAAAUAAAUAAAUACGUCAGCAAGUUGAAGUGUGUCAGGGAUUUGCAGAAACAACAUAACAGCUUUUUUGCCGUACCAUAAAGAAAAGUUAAAUAAAUAUGUGUGCCGGAUCCAUCAUGUUUUCCAGGACACAUACCACUUAUACAUGUGGAUGUAAAUGGAGGAAGGAGUGUGCACACUGAUACCAUGCAGACCUCGGUGGAGAUCGAAACAUUGCUUCAUUUUCCUGUAAUUCCAAUAAAGCUGCUGUACAAGUCACCAUAUGGAUGGGCAGUACGUGGGAAGUACUCUCCUGCAGUAUGUAGAAUCAAAGUGCUACAACCAGGAAAUAUAUUUAUUAAUCAGUGAGGAAUGAUUCAGAAUACACAAUGUGCAUAUUGCAGGGCAGCACUUUUCAUGUGGUGCACAUCAACAAGAAUAAAUUGUGUGUAUCCAAGGAAACACUGGGGAUCUGAGAACCUUGUACAACAAAUAAAUGGCACAUUUACCUUUGCUACUAUGGCUGCAGAGUCCAAUUUAAGAGUGUGGGAGGAGGGGAAAGAUUAGUUAGUUACACAGGCUCAGUCACUAAGGAGACCUGGGUGUCACAUUUCUAAUAGCACAGGGAAGGGUCUUUGUGGAUACAUGUAUCAGUGCUGCACGACUGGAAAAUCAGGAGUCAGACAGGAACACACAGACCGGGGGAGGAGAAACAGAGCGGAAGGUAAAUACUGUAGCACAUUGUGAGAACUCCUAUAACCAGAUUCAGUUGUUCUGUAUAACCAGGGUUUUAAUAAGCAGGUUAUUUGUAUCAAGGCUGACUGUGAGCUGCCUAAUAGCAAUGCACACAAUGUAUUCCUGAUGAUAUGUGACAAUGUUGCAGUCACACACUACAAUGUAAACAAACAUUCCAAAGAUGGAUACUCAUCCAGAUACUGAUAGCACUGAGGAGCCCUCCCCCCACCCCACACUUUUAUUGAGCAAAAGGCCAGAAGGACUGACACAUUGUACUAGUGAAAUGACUCCUAUGAGGUUUUCAGAUACUUUGUACAAAACAUUUUUGCUGGUGUUAUUGCAUCUAAAAAAAUGUUUUCGCAAAACUCAGAAUUGUAGCAAAUAAAGAGACACUAUAACCCUAGGAAUACUAAACCUGUCCUUAGUUACAUGUAGGUUCCACCCCCAUAGUUGCAAUAAAAUAAUUAAAAUAAAAGUUGUUCUUGCCUUUUUGCAGCGCCGAUGCUCCCUGCUCACCUCUGCGCCUCCCAUGACCUCAUCGAGGAAGCAUAAUCUCUUGCGACAAUAGUCCAAUGCAAUGCUUCUCAUAGAGGAGCAUUAGGGACCUGAAGUGCAUGUGUGGAUAGCACCGUGCACUCAUCCAAGCUUCCCAAUGGGAAAGCAUUGUAGCAUUGUAUGUGACCGAAUUUUACUUAGUGCAGCAGAAGCGCCUCUAGUGGUUCUCAGGAAGACAGUCACUACCAAGGUUAAAAGGUAAGGUCCACUGAACAAAGACCACUUCACUGAAAUAGAGUGAUUUGGGUGACUUUCCUGUCCCUUAAGGAUUCAAAUGGCAAAAUGUAGGCAAAAUAGACACGCUGUUGCUAUAUAUCUGUUACCAGAUUGCUGCCUCUUGAGUUUUGUACAAUUGAGUUAAACAGCCAUCAAGUAACAAGACCGGUUGUCAGAUUAACUGCCAGUGCGGCGUAAUAAGGUUAAUUUAUAAAAGUGCCAAUUUCUAUCUGCAUAAAAACAUAUAACAUACUCUUCACAAAUUAAGCAUUUCAGCAAACUAAAGUUCUUUAGGAGUCCGGAGUGCCCCUUUAAGAAGGUGCAGUGAUGCUACAAAGUGUGUUUUUUAAAGUGUAAACAUGUUCUUAUUAUUUUCAUUUCAGGGAUUACAGCGGAAUUAACAGCAUAUUUAAAGAGAAAUCUGAACACUCAGUAUGUGGGCCACUGUAGCUAAACAUUUAUUGAAGAGCAAAGUCCACAGCUGUGUGGCACACGCAUCACUGAAGGUUCAAAGGACCGCACAUUUAAAUGCAGGAUCGUCGCUUACGUUCACACGCUGGCAGCACAGGGCAGGAAGGGACGUUGAUGAUCAGACAGAUCACUCGGUGAUGAUGAUUCGGAAUGUUCAAGCUUUGGAUGCUGAGCGCUUUGUUUGCAUACAUUGGGACGAGGGAGGUCACAGCAUCUAUCCAUAUGUGUGGCUGAGGGAUAACUGCCAGUGUCCAGAAUGCUUCCUGCUGUCUGCCAAAGCGAGAAAACUUCCCAUUGAGGACCUGGAUGUCCAUAUAGGAGUGAAAGACGUUACCUUGACAAAGGAGCAAAAGGUAUCU
Messenger RNA from Pelobates cultripes (western spadefoot toad), 37541 nucleotides. The record is from the annotation of a GenBank genome assembly. NCBI's taxonomy places the organism in Eukaryota, Metazoa, Chordata, Amphibia, Anura, Pelobatidae.